Molecule: messenger RNA, 2244 nt
Organism: Ostreobium quekettii
Lineage: Eukaryota; Viridiplantae; Chlorophyta; Ulvophyceae; Bryopsidales; Ostreobiaceae
Source: the annotation of a GenBank genome assembly
AUGGCGCUCCCUUCCCUGGGGGAGGUCUUCAACUCCAUAGCGGGCCUUGGGAUGCCGGUGGUGGGGGCGCCCUCCCGCGCCCACAUGCAGUGCAGCACGCUGCUAUGGACCUGCUUCCGUCGCGACCCCGAGGCCUUCGACACCGACUUCCGCCCCAUCCUGGACUUCCUGCUCUGCUGUCCGGACGCCCAGGAGGCCGCCAUGCGGUCCGCCGCCCUCUUCCUGGCGCGCGCGCCCGCGCCCGACUGCGAGACCUACGCCGAGGGCGUGAUCGACUACUUGCGCGAGCGCACACGCUCGGGGGGCGCACAGCAGCGCCUGCGGUGCUGCAAGCUGCUGCGCUACCUGCUGGACGAGUGGGACGAAGAGUACCAAGUGGACUCCGGGCUGGCGGAGGCCCUGUGCGGGGCGCUGAUGGGCCGGCUGGCCGACGUGAACAAGGGGGUGCGCGCGCAGGCGGCGCUGGCGCUGCAGAGGCUCAGGGACCCCGGCGAGGGGGGAGAGUUCGAUAGGGACGCGGUGACCGGGCGACUGUUGGAGGUGCUGAGAUGUGAGAAUACCGCAGAGGUGCGGUCGGCCGUCUUGGCCAGCCUGGGUGACUUCAUGACCCACAAUACACUCCCCGCUGUUUUCGAGAGGACACUGGACGAGGCGGUUCUGGUCCGAAGCGUGGCGUUCAAGCUGUUGGGCAGCAGGAGGGCCUUGAAGCUCCUUGGGGCCGAGCAGAGGGCCGCGUUGGUCCGAAGGGGCACCAGGGACUGUAGCCCAAAGGUGCAGCAGACGGCUGCACAGAUGCUGCAGUGCUGGCUCGCGGAGGUGGAUGGCAACCUGCUACACUUCCUGUGGCUGUUCGACGUUCAGAAUUUCGAGCAGGAGGCGGAGGACGCCCUGAGGACAGUGAUGGAUCUGGAUGCUAACAUUGUCUCGACUGUGGACAGCCUCCUGGCGUCAGGGGAGGGCCUUGGGGAUGGUCAAGCUGGGGUCAUCGACCUUGUGAGGUCAAUGUUCUGGAGGGUGGUGUGCCUGCGGCUGAAGACAACUGCCGAGAGACUGGCUGCUGCAGCGGCAAAUGCAGUGGGUGCACAGGCAACCACCCAAGCCACACUCUCGGAGAGCAUCAGGGAUUGCAUGGACACGGUCAUCCCCAGCACGACCCAGAGGCUGGUGGAGAUGAUUGGAAAUCACACUGGUCCCAUGGUGGAGCUUAGGUUCUCGGCACGGCAGCUGCUUUGCAUCUUGGCUAGUUGCAGUGACUUGGCGGACGCUGCUGACAGGGCGGCAGUGGUGGAGCUGCUUCCACACCUCUGGCAGCUGCCCCCAGUUGGGGAGGCGUCGGAACACAAAAAAUGGGUGCAGGCAGUAAUGGAUGUGGCAGGUUGCGUCCACACCACACACACAGCACUCGUGGAGGCCACUCUGGAAGUGCUGGAGCCGUGGGCGAAGGCGCUGGAAACGGGGAACAAGGAUGCUGGCCUGGACGCCGCACUCCGUGUCCAUUUCCUGGAUGUGCUUGCCGCCCUGCUUGCAAGGGUGCCAAGGUCCCGUGGCGCAGCAUCAGCUGGCUGCACCAGCUUGCGGCUGUCUGACUGCCUGGCCAUUCUGAACCUGCUGAUGCAUGACGGCUCCUCAUUGGUGAGGGUGCGGGUUGUGUUGUGCAUCGGCCUCUACCUGCUGAUUGACUUCACUGAGCCCGUGAGGGACGCUGUUCCCUGGCUGAUUGAUCAGGUGAGGUCUGGGGAUGUGGGGAUCCAGAUCGCUGCCUGCAGGGCACUGUGCGACCUGGCGUUGGCCUAUGGGGCCAAGCUCCUGGGAUCGGCAGAGGGGCUGGUGGAGAUGCUGGUUCAGCAUGUUCCCAGCAGUGGGGAGUGGCACAGCCGGGCUGGCCGAGUGCGGAACACCCCGGAGAUGUCUGCAUCGCAGCAUGAGCUGAUCAGGGUGCUGGCAGAGGGCCUUGCAAAGCUUGUGCUUGCCAACCACAAACACCCGCUGCAGCAGAUGGACGCGGGGGACAGGCGGCGGUGCCUGGAGGUUCUGGCUGGCCUUCAGUUCGACCCUGUGAACCAGGACAGCGUCAGUCUGCACAGGAUGCUGCACAUAUUUUUUGACACCUACGUGGGCAUAUCUGACGAUAGCAAGAAGGAAUUGGAGGAUGUCAUGGCCUCUCUGCAAGACGCACCACGAAGACGGGCGCCAACACGCCCUGAGACGAUUUCGGAAGGGGACGAAGACGAUUCCGACUUCUAG